CUUCAGUGGGAGGGUGAUAGCUGUUUUGUUUACAAUUAAAGAUUGCAUGUAUCUAAAAGAUAUUUUGUGCACACAAUGCUACAAAACAUAUGUCGCAUCUGUGCUAUUGACACUAAUGAAGUAUCCAAACUCUUUGAGAAGAGUGCACGGAAAUUGGUGCGCCAAAUAAAACUUCUUACCGGUGUUUUUCUGGAGUCCAAACCCGACUUGCCCGAUGUUAUUUGCAAUAGCUGCUUACAGGAUUUGCACUGUGCCAUAGAGUUUCGUCGCCGCUGCUUGCUUAACCACAAACGAUGGAAGCCCACAAAGCUAGCGGAAUCCGAAUCUGGAGCAUCUACAAGGGUUAUUUGUGUGCGCCGCAGCACAAGAAGUCGGAUGCAAUAUGUAGAAGAUGAAGCUCCACUAAGUCCAGUUGAAGUGCUAAUUAAAGUAGAGCAACCAAAAUGUAAUGCAAUUCAAGACGACAUCGAUCAUUUGGAGCCCCCAAACCAGACCGAAAAAGAUAACAGACUUGACAUAAAUGUGUCGGAAGAGGAGCUCUAUGUGCCACCCACAAAGGGAAAAUUACGAUCACGCUCACGUCUAAUGAAAGCCACAAUCUUAAAGCAGCCCCGCACUAAGCAAAAGCUGCCAGUUUUCUUCUGUGAUCAGUGUGGAAACAACGUGACGGGAAAAUCUGCCUUUGAUCGCCAUCUGCGCAAACACAGCGGCAUUCGACCUUUUCAAUGCGAGCAGUGUCCUGCACGUUUUUUCUCAGCCGGCGAGCUUAAAGGUCACCUAGUGAUGCACACAGGGGAUCGUAACUUUCCCUGUCGUUACUGCGAACGUACCUACGUCAACUAUAGUGGUCGACUGCGUCACGAACGAACUCAUACCAAUGAGCGGCCAUUUGCAUGUGCCCAAUGUGGCAAGACUUUCACCAACUCCUACAUACUCAAAAACCAUAUGCUGGUUCAUACUGGAGAACGCAUGUUUAGGCAUGUACAAUAACUUUAAUUCAUAUAAAGAUUACUUAAAGCAAUUGUCCGU
Molecule: messenger RNA, 1029 nt
Organism: Drosophila sulfurigaster albostrigata
Lineage: Eukaryota; Metazoa; Arthropoda; Insecta; Diptera; Drosophilidae
Product: transcription factor Ouib
Exons: 3
Coding region: 76-990 (304 amino acids)
Cellular component (GO): nucleus
Molecular function (GO): zinc ion binding
Source: RefSeq, a predicted model, not a curated record